Molecule: messenger RNA, 1446 nt
Organism: Magallana angulata
Lineage: Eukaryota; Metazoa; Mollusca; Bivalvia; Ostreida; Ostreidae
Product: homeobox protein HMX1-like
Exons: 3
Coding region: 246-1010 (254 amino acids)
Biological process (GO): regulation of transcription by RNA polymerase II; animal organ development
Cellular component (GO): nucleus
Molecular function (GO): RNA polymerase II cis-regulatory region sequence-specific DNA binding; DNA-binding transcription factor activity, RNA polymerase II-specific
Source: RefSeq, a predicted model, not a curated record
UAGUCAGCUCCUAUUGAGAGUAAUCUUGUAUAGGCGGAGCCUGUCUUAGACUUCAGAGUCGGGCACGCUCCUGGAUGGCGUUUAAGGGCCAUUGAAUGAAGUUAUUAUUGGGCAAUCUAAUAUGAUAGAAUUUGACGGACCCCGUUAUUCGUACGUUAAGAAGUUUAUAGGGUUAUUGGAUUGUGUCUAUCAAUUUGGCAAUCACGGUCAACUCUGUCUUCGAGAGACCAAGAGAUCGUGAGAGGAUGGAUCUUGUCACUGGGCAAAAGAAAAACCAGAGCCAAGUCCGUACAAUGAAGAUGUACUCAAAAGUCCCGGAAUCUCGGGAUAAAGAAGAACAAAAAUCCGAGAACCAAAAGGAUGGCGCUAAAAGUGACAAGUCCAAUGUCAUAGAAAACAAAGACGAAAAUAAAAUAACAACCGUCAAACAUUUACGAUUUGGAAUUGAAAACAUUUUACAACAAGAGAGUAAGGCAGUGAAAACAGAAAGACAGAUUCGUGAAUCAGUGAGCCUCGGACUUAGCGCUGUGUCCGGAUUCUAUGGUCAGCCAUUCUCCCUACAGAAAGGAGGCAAACUAGGCACGUGUUACCCGUACUGUUCGGAAGUUGUGUUGCCAUGGAGAGAAACCGGAAGUGAAAAGACCACCAAUUGUCAAAUAACAAGAAGGGUGGGGCACCCCUACCAGAACCGGACACCGCCCAAACGGAAGAAGCCGCGGACCUCGUUCUCACGGAUGACCAUCAUAGAGCUGGAGAAGCGCUUCGACCGACAGAAAUACCUGGCCUCAUCCGAGAGGACAAGUCUCGCCAAAUCUCUGAAAAUCUCGGACUCGCAAGUAAAGACGUGGUUUCAAAACAGGCGAACGAAAUGGAGGAGACAAGCGGCGGAGGAGAAAGAGUUGGAGAGACAAGCGGCCUCGCGUCUGCUUCACGUGGCGUCCGCCAUUAACGGCUUCAGCGCUCCUAGCCCCUUCGUCUUCCCAGAGAAAAACAAAGACAGCAGAACCUGAAAUAUCAACCACACACCGGAAGUACAUGUACUUUUGGCAUUCUAAUAUCGGACUCGGCAAAGAACAAACUUAUCAUCAACGUGACGUUUUAUUUAUCUGUGUUCUACGUCGACCGGAAGUGAACAUACAUCGAGGCAUCUCACGUUUGUUGUCUUGGGGUUUUAUCACUAAACGCCUCUGACAGCGAGUCUGAAAAAAGAUUUUUGAAUUUUUUAUAGUGAAGUACCAUUCAAACGAUGAAAUCGUGGUUUAUGUACUGCGCAUUCAAUACAUUGUUGUACUCACUGAGUUUAUCCUGAGACAAUACAGCUCUGUUUAACCUUUUGACCCGACAAGGGUGUGUUUAGUUUACAAGUUGCAAAUUGUACAAAUUCUUUUUGCAAUGUAUGGAGACAUUGCAAUGAAAUCCGCUGUGGUAUAUAAAUAAUUAAUUCGU